AUGCGACUAAAUAAAUUCGUUUUGUGAAGUUGAGCGAACGAACAACAAGUUUUGAUUAAACAACAAUUAUAACAUAACAUAACACUUGCAACUUGCUUGGUCGUGUGUAUUUAAGUAUAUUAAAUUAUAUGAACGUAUAGAUAUUUCAAUUACAUUAAGGACGACACAUCACGAACUGAUCAUCAAGCAUAGAUUUUGAUACCCAUUCAGCAUUACCAUGGAGGAGUCGCAUAAAAACCAAAAGGAAGCUAACCCCAACCCGGUCACACUCCCUGAAAAUUCGGGCCAAACAUUGGCCCGAAAUAUCCAUACGGAAAAGAAAAAUGAAAAAGAUGAGCCGAACGUAAAGAAGCAAAUAUUUAUGUCAAUCUUGGCUGCAUUAGUUGGGUUCGUUAUUUACUGGAAUUUUCUGGAAUGUGAACUGGUUCCAGCGGUGAAAAGGAAAACAGUUGAAUGGAACGGAUCAGUCAAGAAGAUACUCAUAAUUGGAGACGAUGGUGUCGGGAAAAGCUCCGUUGCAAACAUGAUUUCCAAUGAUGGGAUCACAAUCCCAAGUACCGCGUCAGAAUUGCCUCUCGCCUUAUCAUACGAAGAGCAUGGAGCAGAAAGUUAUAAAUUUUACGAGUUCGCCGGCCUUACUCAGAAACGGUUCGGAACGUGCGACAUGAAGCAGACAAUAUCCAAUUUGGUCGAAAUUAUAGAAUUUCUAGAACACGGAUCGGGCUUACAUCUUAUGAUUUUUGUUAUGAGAAUUGGCCGCAUUACGGACACUUUUGUCAAGAAUUACAAACUUUUUGUGGAACUGCUUACACGAAAUGAAAUUCCUAUAAUUUUGGUGUUGACGGACGCGGACCGUGUCAACGAUCCGAACGAAUGGUUGAGAAAUAAUUUGGACGCUUUUAGAAAAUAUGGCUUAUCAUUUGACGACAUCGUUCUGGUAUGUGCGUCAAGAGGUGAAGAUCUUCUCCCAGACUUUGCUGAGAGAGUGGUCAAAAUUUAUGACGAGUCGAAAGAAAGGUUAAUUCAGAGCGUGGAGAAAUAUAUUGGGAAAGAAGUAUGGGUUCUGAAAAAUAGUCAGGACGAGAUGAAAUUUCGGUAUGAAGCGAUAAUUUGGACCUACUCAAAUUUAGAUUUCGUUGGAAAUGAGCUGAAAAUUAGAAUGUUUAUGGGGUGGAUAUUGAGAUGGGAGAUUUAUAAGGUAGCGAAUGAAUUUGUGAGAAAUAUGAUUGUCUAUUUAAGUGUUCAUUAGUUAAAUUGGACGUGUGAUUCAGUUGGAACCUAAAUGGCAAGUUAAAUGGUUGGCUUGCAAAUAUGUACGUAUAUGUACUUAUGUAUAUACAUACAUAGUUGUAUUAUACUUUGAGGUGCAAAUUUGAUUAACUGUGAUAGAUAAUUUUGUAUUUAACGUGCCACAAUUAAUUAUGGAUAUGUACAUAUGUUCACACUAUAUAUGUACCUAUGUAUUUAUAUAUACGUGUACUUAUAUACAUCUGUAUUUCUUUAUGUACUUACUGACAUAAAUGGGUACCUAGGUAUGUGCAUAGCGAACUUUGUUAACUAUCCGACAAUUUUUUUUUACAAAUGUGCACAUUUAUCCCUGUGUGUAUAUAAAUAAUCUUGUCAAUGCACAAAGGAAUCAUAUUUAUAUGUAGAUGCUAGACAAAUUCAUAUAGAUACAUAUGUAUAUAUGUAUGCAUCUUGUCCUUACGUAAAUUUGUAAAUGCUUACAUACAUACAUAAAUAUAUAAAUAUAACAUUUACAAAAUUGUGUGCAACUACCAUUGAAAAUCAAGCUCCAACAUUAAUACAUAUUUCAAUCUGCUUAAGUACCAAAUGCAAAGGAAAACAAGCUAACUGAAAACUUCAAACGUUAGAUUGACUCAUAGGCAAGGGGACGAAUACCCGGACUUUGCUUAACAAACAUGUAAUAGUGCUGUUUAACCUUUAAAAAUAAAUAUUCCUGAAAUGUU
Molecule: messenger RNA, 1970 nt
Organism: Folsomia candida
Lineage: Eukaryota; Metazoa; Arthropoda; Collembola; Entomobryomorpha; Isotomidae
Exons: 4
Coding region: 218-1249 (343 amino acids)
Source: RefSeq, a predicted model, not a curated record